Messenger RNA from Rhincodon typus (whale shark), 6248 nucleotides. Its product is annotated as pecanex-like protein 2. The transcript has 28 exons. Lineage: Eukaryota; Metazoa; Chordata; Chondrichthyes; Orectolobiformes; Rhincodontidae. Gene Ontology annotation, cellular component: membrane. The record is from RefSeq and is a predicted model, not a curated record.
GUUAUGCCCCUAUCAGAAACCAGAACACGAAGUACUCAGUGGCGUGAUUGUAACAACCAUCCAAGAGGAUCAGCAAUACGACAACGGCAAAAUGUAGAGAACAAUACCAGCGUUUCUGCAAUCUUUGCUGGUACACCUCAGAGCUCAGAAGGUAACCAAGGAGAGGAUAACCAUGCUUGUUCAUUAAGCUGGGAUAUCUCCAUGUGUCCAAAUGAUAGUCCAAGACAUGAGGCUUCAUCGCAUCAUGAUACCUCUACUGGUGCCACGCACUUCUUUGUAGAUGAGCUCGGGGCAGUAAGGUCAUACACGUUUGGACGUGAAAGCAGAGGUUUUGAAAAUUCUUUGGAUCAUCCUCCAAGUUCAGAACAUGUCCAAAGUUCAUGGGAUCAUCAGUCCGACUUUCGCAGUUCCCCUUCAGAUUGGCACAAUGCAGCACAGGGUACAACAGAUGAGCCACCCCAGCAAAGACAGCCAGUCAUAUUGCAGAGGAUGCGAAUUAGAAGAUAUUCAGAAACACAUCAAGGUAGGGUUGGAAAUCGUGUAUCAGCUGUUAAAGUAAUAGAGGAAAAGUCCAAAUGGAGACAGUCCUACAGGUUUUGGAUUUUACCUGGCAAAUGGGUGGAAAUCCAUUAUGAUCGCUUGGCUUUGCUGACUUUACUUGACAGGAAUCAGGAGAUCGGAGAAAAUGUAUUGGCUGUUUGCUUGGCUGUUCUUGUUGCCCUUCUUGGAUUCAGUCUCCUUAACCAAGGGUUUUUCAAGGACCUGUCGGUCCUGCACUUCUGUCUGGUUAUUGCAAGCUGUCAGUAUUCCCUGUUAAAAAGUCCUCAGCCUGACCCAGGAUCACCUGUGCAUGGUCACAACAGAAUUGUCGCAUACAGUAGAUCUAUUUAUUUUUCAAUCUGCUGUAGCAUUGUGUGGGUUUUGGAUCUCGGCAGUAAGUCCACUCAGCUUCCAACUUCUACUCUAUAUGGAAUCAGAUUAAUAUCUCCAGAAAAUUUUGCUAUUGCUAGAGAUUUUAUUAUCGCGUUCACACAGUGUUUCCCUGUCAUUUUCCUACUGGGUCUUCUUCCACAAAUAAAUACUUUUCUGACAUACUUGCUGGAACAAAUAGACAUGCACAUCUUUGGUGGAUCUGCUACAGCAGGGCUAAUCUCAUCGCUGUAUGGCUUUUCCCGCAGUUUACUUGCUGUAUCGCUGCUGUAUGCAUUAUGUAUUGGCACAAUAAAGAGACCAUGGGAUGCUCAGCAUAUUCUAGUGUUAUUUUCAGCUUAUUGUGGACUGCUGGUUGCUUGUUCCUAUCACCUCAGCAGACAAAGCAGUGAACCAGCAGCAUUGAUGUCCCUAAUUCGCUGUAAGUUGUUCAAUGAGUUGGAUGUCCAGAAUCCAGAGCAUCUGCUGUCAGGAAACAAAGAUGUUCUUCCUGAAAAACUGACGAAUUCUGUGAGAGAAGUCUUGAAGUCCGACCUUGUUAUGUGUGCAGUAAUUACCCUUCUAACUUUUGCAAUCAGUGCAACUACUGUUUUCCUUUCAUUAAAGCCCUUCCUUGAUAUUGUGUUGUGUGCUUUGGCUGCAACAGUUGGAUUCUUGACUCACUAUCUGCUCCCCCGGCUUCGAACACAAGUUCCAUGGUUUUGCUUUGCGCAUCCUUUGCUUAAAACAAAGGAAUAUCGACAGUUUGAAGUCCGAGAUGCAGCCCAACUCAUGUGGUUUGAGCAAUUGUACGUUUGGCUUCUUUGUUUGGAGAAGUACGUUAUUUACCCAGCUGUGGUGCUCAACGCACUCACCAACGACGCUUUCUCUCUCAGUAGUCAGAAGAAGCUUGAUUCUCAGCUGUGGGACUUGCUGCUCAAGCUGCAGUUUAUUAUGACCUACAUUGCCCCUUGGCAGAUUGCUUGGGGUUCAGCCUUCCAUGCUUUUGCACAUCCCUUUUCUGUACCUCAUUCAGCUAUGCUCUUCAUUCAAGCUCUUUUAUCCUCAUUUUUUUCCACUCCUCUUACACCAUUCCUUGGCAGUGCCAUUUUCAUGAUGUCCUACGCUAGACCAGUAAAGUUCUGGGAGAGGAAUUACAACACCAAACGAGUGGAUCAUUCAAAUACAAGACUGGAUUCACAAAUAAACAGAAGUACUGGGGCUGACGAUAACAACUUAAACUCCAUCUUCUACGAGCACAUGAUGAGAUCAUUGCAGCAGAGCUUGUGUGGUGACUUGAUCCUGGGUCGCUGGGGAAGCUACAGCACGGGUGACUGCUUCAUCUUGGCCUCGGAUUACCUCAAUGCCCUAGUUCAUUUGGUAGAGAUUGGCAACGGCCUUGUAACUUUUCAGCUCAGAGGACUUGAAUUCAGAGGUACAUAUUGCCAUCAGAGGGAAGUUGAAGCAAUAACAGAGGGUGUUGAGGAUGAUGAGGGCUGCUGCUGUUGCUGUGAACCAGGACAUUUGCCUCACAUGUUGUCAUUCAAUGCAGCUUUCAUCCAGCGCUGGCUGGCCUGGGAAGUUACAUCAUCUCAAUAUGUACUGGAAGGCUACAGCAUCAGUGACAACAAUGCAGCAUGUAUGUUGCAGAUGUUUGACCUCAGAAAGAUGCUUAUCACCUAUUAUGUAAAGAGCAUAAUAUAUUACUUGAUUUGUUCUCCAAAACUGGAAGACUGGUUACGCAAUGAAUCCAUACAGGAAGCUCUGCAUCUGUGCACAGCGUGGAAUUAUGUUGAUAGGGACCCAGGAGUUUUUAAUGUGAACAUUGAUGAAGACUAUGAUCAUUGUCUCAAGGGAAUCUCAAGAGCCAGCUUCUGUAAUGCUUAUUUAGAAUGGAUUCAACACUGCACCGGUAAAAGGACAAAGCCUGUGAGAAGUGAUGGGGAUUCUCCACUCGUAACCCUUUGUUUCAGCCUUUCUAUUUUUGGCAGAAGAGCUUUGGGAACCGCAACGCAUAACAUGUCCAUCAGCUUGGAAUCAUUUCUGUAUGGCCUGCAUGCGUUAUUUAAAGGAGAUUUUAGAAUCACCGCCAAGCAGGAAUGGAUCUUUGAAGACAUAGAUCUGCUGCAUAAGGUCGUUGCCCCAGGAAUCUGAAUGUCCCUGAAGCUUCACCAGGAUCACUUCACUUCAUCCGAUGAAUAUGAGGACCCUGAGAUUCUGUACAGUGCCAUCAGCAGCCAUGAGCAGACAAUGGUCAUCUGUCACGAAGGAGAUCCACUAUGGCGCCAGUCCAUCCUGUCAAACGCAGAGGCUUUACUCGCACUCCGACAUGUAGUCGAUGAUGGAGUUGAUGAAUACAAGAUAAUUAUGCUCCAUCGUCGUUAUAUCAGCUUUAAAGUAGUGAAGGUAAAUAAAGAAUGUGUGAAAGGUCUGUGGGCAGGACAGCAACUCGAGCUGGUGUUCCUCCAGAAUCGCAACCCAGAGCGAGGCAGCAUUCAAAAUGCUAAGCAGGCCUUGAGAAACAUGAUCAAUUCCUCAUGCGAUCAGCCAAUUGGCUAUCCAAUUUAUGUCUCACCCCUUACAACAUCCUACGCUGGAUCACACAAGCAGCUCAAGAAUAUCUGGGGAGGUCCAAUCAGUUUGGAGAAUCUCAACAUGUGGUUCACUUCCAGGUGGCAGAAAUUGCGCAAGGGCUGUACCGGAGGUAACAUUGAUGAUUCAGAUUGUGGAGGAGCUUCCUCGGCUAGCAGCAACAACUACGCUGGGAACACAACUCAGAGCGUCAGCUCCAAGCAAACAACGGCCUGGAGGCCACACGCAGUAGCUUCGUUGACUGCUCACCAGGCCAGGGAACGGAGGGAACAGAGGAGCUGUCCAGUGCAAGCUCGUUCAUCUCCUUCAGAGAUCCAGCGACCACCUGCUACAAGUCAGUCAGGGUCAUUGCUAGAAACAGAGCAAUCACCUUCACAGGCAUCAACAUCCAUCCAAGGCUUUGUUCAACUGUCAUUCAAUAAUUCAAUUGCUUCUAUGUUAUCUGAAGUACCUCACCUUUCCACUGCCAGUCAGCUCAGUAGCCAGGGCCGUUCAUGUACACAGAACAGGCGCAGCAUCACCACCUCCUCGAGCUCUACCCUUAGCCUCUUGUUCGGGAAAAGAAGUUUAUCCAGUGGACUUGUGAUAUCUGGGCUCUCAGCAGCAGAAGAAGGGAACACAACUGACACCCAGUCAACAAGCAGCGUCAACAUUGCAAUUGGACCAUCAGUCAGCCAUGGGAGCCAGAUGACACGGGUAACACCACAGUUCUUCACCUCUACUCUAAAGGGUCUUUGUAAAGCUCAUGCCCAGAAGUUACCUUUAUUCACCUUUGGGACAUGGGUGCCCUUGGCAAGGGCAACUACCUGUUCCUAAUUUCCCUUUAAAAAGGUGAUGAUGGUGAACGAUUGGUAUUGGUACAUCUAGAGUGCUGUUAGGUAGGCUCUGUGAUUUUGAUUCUGCCAAUGAAAGAAUGGUCAUAUAUCUCUGAGUCUGGAUGGUAUGUCACUGAGAUGGGAAUUUGCAUAUUAUGGCAUUUCCUUGUACCUGCCCUUUUCUUUCCAGGUGGUCCACACUGAGAGUUUGGAAGGGACUGUUGAGGAAGCUUUGGUGAGUUGCUGCUGUACGUUUUGCAGCCACAGUGCUGUGGAGAAGGGAGUGAGUUUUCUUUGAGGUUACUUGGCCAUGGAAUGUGGGUGGCACUGAUCUUGCCAGUUUUUAUUGUCCACCCCUAAUUGCCUAGAGGGCACUUAGGAGUCAACCAAAUCGCUGUGGGUCAGGAGUCACAUAUAGACCAGAAAAGGUAAAGACAGCAGAUUUCCUUCCCUAAAUGACAUUAGUAAACAAAAUGGGUUUAUAAGACAAUCGAAAGUGGUUACAUUAUUGCAAUUAAACCAACUUUUUAUUGCAGAUUUUUAUUGAAUUCAAAUUUCACCAACGCCAUGAAUGAGAUUCGAACCCAUGCCGCCAGAAUAGCCUAGAAUUCUGGAGUUUGAGUUCAGUGACAUUACCACUUUCGCACCAUAUUUAUGGUGGGGUGCCAAUCAAGUAGGUUGCUUUGUCGUCAGUUCAAGUCACUCUUUUGUAAUAGGGAUCAUUUUGUUUGUUCUGCAGCUUACAACUGCAUCACAGCUUGGGCAGACACAUUGAGUACUUACAAGGAUGGUGGGCAGACCGUCAGUGUGGCUCACCUUUCUCCUCUCAGCUGAAGGAGGGUGGGGAUGGGUGAAUGAAAUGAGGGAAAUGAAAAGUACCUCAAAAUUAGAUAAGUUGAUAAAGCUCAGUGCCAAUAAUAAUAACAGAUUCCUGUAGCUAUAAUAACAGAUCUGUUAGCAAACAUAAAUCACCUCAAAUUGCUGUGAAUCAAAUUAAUGCAGGGAGGAAUUAUGGCUCUCUUUUUGCACCUAAGACACUCCCCUUUGCUUCCCCUAUCCAAAUAUUUUACAGUCAAUGAAGUACUUUCUGAAAUGUGAUCAUUUUUGUAAUGUGGGGAAACAGCAAUCUACAUUGCAUUACAGCUCACCUGCUGUGUAUAAAUUCAGACACCUGCCAGUCCUGAUAUGAUUAGUGUGGUUUUCAUGCAUAUGGAGACAGUGAUGGGGAAAACUGAAAUGAGAACAAAAAUGUCAGAUAUAUUGCAAUCAGGGAAGAGAAUAUACAUUUACAUUGUUGUUUGUGUAAUCAUCAAACUUGGAUAUGUGGCUUCCUAUCCUCUUUUCUGAAGCACUGAUAAAUAUGGUGAGUAGUGGAGGAUCCAAUUCAGAUCCCUGUGGGACAUCACUUAUCACAUCCUAAAGAGAUCAAAAAAGGCUUGUUGAUCAAAACCCAACUACCUAUUUUCAAGAAAUAUACAAAGUAGAAACAGACUACCCAGUCCAGCUCUUCCUCCACCCAUCCUACUUCUUCCUAUUUCUAUUUCCUCAUUUGCUUGUCCAUCUUUCCCUUUAAGGCAUCUGUGCUAUUCGCCUCAACUACUUGUUUAGACAGUUCCACAUAUCCAAUGAUUGUUAAGUAAAUAAAUUUCUUCUAAAUUCCCUAUUGGGUCUUACACUUACAGCAUGACUCGUAGCUUAUCUUUGCCUCCUUUACUGAACUUCUGUAUAGUUUAUAACUUCCUGUUUUUAACUUUGAUGCUGUUACAGAGGGGGAAUAGCCAAACCCCCCGAUAAUUAAACUAAAACACAAGAUCCAAUCUGUUACGACACAGGGGCUCCCUCUAAUAAUUACCCCCUGGAACACCCAGAGAAGCUCGCCUUUCCCCUCAUAAUCUGUUAAAAGUUGUUAAAAUAAAAGACAAUCUCUGAUCU